Zea mays is the source of this 3174-nucleotide messenger RNA. RefSeq lists its product as uncharacterized. The record is from RefSeq and is a predicted model, not a curated record. NCBI's taxonomy places the organism in Eukaryota, Viridiplantae, Streptophyta, Magnoliopsida, Poales, Poaceae. Gene Ontology annotation, cellular component: nucleus. The transcript is spliced from 2 exons. Gene Ontology annotation, molecular function: RNA polymerase II cis-regulatory region sequence-specific DNA binding; protein dimerization activity; DNA-binding transcription factor activity, RNA polymerase II-specific. The coding region runs from base 459 to 1535 and encodes 358 amino acids. Gene Ontology annotation, biological process: guard cell differentiation; stomatal complex development; positive regulation of DNA-templated transcription.
UUGGCCACAUUUGAUGCCCAUGAGUCACUGUUGGCGCUGCCGAUUUGCCGAAGCCACGGCUAGUAGCUCCUCCACCUACAUGCAUCCACUGUUCGUCUUCGUCGCCUCAAACCUUAUCCUUCCCCCCGGCCCGUAUACUCAGCCCACCACUAGGGAGAGAAAGAAACAUACGCAUGCCACCAACGCAAGGACCUCAGAUCCUCAGAUACGCAUCAGUUGGCACCAGCGGCAAAGCUGCGGCGGCGAAGAGCGAUAAGUAGUAGACCGGGGGGCGGUGCGGCGUGCAGCGCGCUAAUAGGCGAACCCCGCACGCAGACGCAGGCGCAGCUAGCUUCGCAACAAGUAAACGAUACCUCGCGUCGCCAAGAGCUUACCGACACCGAGAAGCAGCCACGCGCUCGCGGAGCUAGAGCUAGAGCCUAGAGCUAGAGCGCGAGAGCGACCGUCGGCCACUCGCCAUGUCGGCGCUAGUGGACGCGCUGUGCGCGCCGCCCAGCGACACCGCGCUCGUCUACGACACCUUCAACGCGGCCAACUUCCUCUUCGACGCCGCCGCGUUCUGUGACGGCGCCGGCAUUGUCGCCGCCCCGGCGUCCGCGCACCAGGCGCCCGUGGAGGCGCAGGCAGCGACGACGUCGGCGGCGCCGACGACGACGGCUAGGGCCAGGAAGCGGCGGCGGCGGCCGAGGAGCUGCAAGUCCAGGGAGGAGACCGAGACCCAGCGGAUGACGCACAUCGCCGUCGAGCGCAACCGCCGCCGCCAGAUGAACGAGUACCUCGCCGCGCUCCGCUCCAUCAUGCCGGAGGCCUACGUCCAGAGGGGCGACCAAGCUUCCAUCGUCGGAGGGGCAAUCGAGUUCGUGAAGGAGCUGGAGCAGCAGGUCCAGUGCCUCGAGGCGCAGAAGCGGAAGCUGCUGGUUCACCAGCGCGUGGCGGCGGCGAAGCCUGCAGACGCGACGCCAAUGCGCGCCAGCAGCAGCGGCGCCAGGGCCUGCUGCGCGGAUUCGGCGGCGGCGGCGGCGACGACGAGCAACUGCAGCAGCGGCUUGACGACGGAGGACGCGGCGGCGGACCACGCGCUGCCGCCGCCCCCGUUCGCGCAGUUCUUCACGUACCCGCAGUACGUGUGGUGCCACUCGGCGGCGCGCGACCCCGCGGAGGAGGAGGACGGGCGGCGGUCAGGGGUGGCCGACGUCGAGGUGACCCUGGUGGAGACGCACGCCAGCGUCCGAGUGAUGACGGCGCGGCGGCCCGGGCAGCUGCUCAGCCUGGUCACCGGGCUGCAGGCGCUCCGCCUCGCCGUGCUCCACCUCAGCGUCGUCACCGCGCUGGACGCCCUGGUCCUCUACACCACCAGUGUCAAGGUACAUAACUGUACUAAAAAAGUAAGUUUUGAUUCAUUCCUGCGCUUUUUUUUUGUUGUUGAUGGAGUAGGACAAGGAUUUUGCAUUGAACACAAACCGAUGCACAAGCACAAGUUUCCUCCCUAUAAACUGCAGGGAUCUUGCACGACGAAUCAAGCGAUUCUUUUCUAGCAGCAAAGUUUGCGCGCGUCUCUUUCUCUCCACGAACAUCAUUUAGGGACCAUGAGGUCUCUCUCUGCACGAACUAAAAAUCAAUAGAAAAUCGAUAGGCUGGGCUGAGCUCUGAGGUCUCCAUGUCUAUUUGAUUAGGCGGCAAUGGCAUCCAUCUUUACCAGCAGUAGGACUGGAACUAAAGCGUGUCAGAUAUUCUCCUGCUGCUGGAUGUGUAGACAAAACAUCCAGGGGUCAUGACUCAUCACAUCGCUGCGGUCCAGCGGGCAGGAGAGGUCGUUUCCUGCAACAAGCUCGAACCGCUGCAUGUAUUAUUGUUGCCUUUGCCUUGUUGGAGUCGAAUCGGUCAUUUAUUUUUUUGCCCCCGGAAUCUACUACGCAGUAGCUCUGAUGACAAUUCGAUGGACGACCUGACACGAACGCUGGACGCCUGGGUCUUUUCUACGCAGCGGCGUUGGUGGUGCUUGCUUUUGACCGGAGAGCAGCGCCCAGGGAGGCAGGGAUGCGCCGGGGCCUGCCUGCCGUGCUAGAGAGCCCACAGAGCCACCGCCAUGCCAUGCGUUGGUGAGCUCUGAGCUCGCAUUGCAUUGCAUUGCACGCAGGGCUACGUACGCUAUGCUCUGGAUUGUCAAUAGAUAGAGUUAUUGCCAUGCAUGUGCUCAUGUCGGCUCCUGUCCACGUCUGUGCGCCGCGCCGCACCGCACUCGUGCAGUAGUAGGCUCCGUAGAGCCUCGUAGUUGUUGUGAGGGGUGGCAAGGCGAGCUUCGUUCAUGGACAUGGAUGUACAGUAGUCAGUAGUACAAAGAGAAAGAAAGACACUUUCAGCCUUCAGGGCGAAUCUUUUGGCUGAACUGGUGCUCGUUCCUGCUCGAGCUAUAGAGUUGGCAUCGAGAAAUGGGCGGAAAAAGGCUGGGCGCCUAGGCGGCAGGGAGACAGCGUACGUGUUGCUGCCGUCCUCGCCUUGUGUUAUUUUUGGCCACGGCAGUACGACACUGUGCUGUGCCGUAGUUUAUGACCACGGGCAGUGGUUGUGGUUGGUGGUCUCGUCUCUUCAGGUACCCGCAGAUUCCCACCCCUCCUUGUUCCUGAUGCAUGCAGCAGCCAUCCGGGCUCCGGCCAUGGCCCAUGGGCCAUUGCGCAUGUGCACCGUUCCCUCGCCUCGUCCGUGCAGCUGCAGCCUGCAGGCGCUUUAACCACGGCGUGCUUGCUGUUGCUGUGCUGCUGCAGGUGGAGGAAGGGUGCGGCCUGGCGACGGCGGACGACAUCGCCGCCGCUGUGCACCACGUGCUCUGCAUCAUCGACGCCGAGGCCACCGAGCAGCAGCUGCUCGCGGCAGCGGGGCCGCAACCGCAAUAGGGCCCGCCCGCGCCCGCGAGCCGACCUACCGGCGAUCGAGAGGAGGCCAGCGUAGAAGCGACGUACGUGACUCCAAGUCAUGUGUACAAGCAUAGGCGUUUUGCAGGGUCCGGUGAAACGCCUUGUGUAGUUUGAUCUUUGUAUUUUUGGCUGCUUUUUUUUUCAUAUCUUUUCAGUAGAUGUGUAAGCGUGCGUGUGUUCAGCAUGUUGUCACGAUGUUUGAUUCAGCGUUCGAUCUGUGACGAUUAGCUCACCAGCAGUCCAUUUCCACAUUGUUCUUCAA